ACCACUACACCACCCCCGACAACCACUACACCUCCUCCAACAACCACUACAGCACCACCAACAACAACCACUGAAUAUUGUGUCCCUGUUUGUUACUGGACUGAUUAUAUGAAUGGAUGGUCACCAAAUCCGAAUGAUGACGAGCGGUUUUAUGAGCUCCGUAUGAAGUUUGAUUUCUGUGCUGAGCCAAGUGCUAUUAUGUGCCGGGAUGCCAAUGCCCCCGGUGUACCCUUCACAACUGGUCCAGGCCUCACAUGUGACGUAACUGACGGAUUGUACUGCCAAGCUGAUUUACGACCUUACAGCUUAUGUAAGGAUUAUGAGCUGAAGGUUAAAUGCUGCGUGCUUCCACCUCAUUGUGUUACAACCCUACGACCAACUACAAGACCACCCACGACUACUACACCACCUCCAACAACCACUACUGCACCUCCAACAACCACUACACCACCUCCAACAACCACUACAGCACCUCCAACAACCACUACAGCACCACCCACGACUACUACAGCACCACCCACGACUACUACAGCACCACCCACAACCACUACAGCUCCGCCUACAACUACUACAGCACCACCUACAACCACUACUCCACAACCAACAACAACAACACCCGUUCCUACAACUACCACAAGCUAUUGUCCCGAUGUCUGCAGUGUCGCUACUCUGCCACCUCUGGCGAUUAUAGCACUAUUCAAGAUUCUCGGGUAUUAUCCAACAGAAAUACCCGUUGGGAUGACAUUUACAGUUGAAAACUGUAAAACAUACACCUGCACUGACUGUGGUGUGAUCAUUGUUGACAACCCUGAGUGUCCACCUAUAAUUAGCGGUCUCUGUGCCAAUGGCAAGGUUCCGCUGUAUUUCAGCGACGGGUGCUGCGUGCACUAUGCUUGUGGAUGCGAAUGCAUCGGUUGGGGAGACCCUCACUACAUGGGGAUGGAUGGAGGCUAUUUCCCCUUCCAAGGUUUAGGCGAUUUUAUCCUUUCCCAGUCGACGGCAGAUGACCUCUUCCGCGUUAUUGCCACCAACGUGGACUGUGCAGAGCUACCAAAUGCAAACUUCUUCUACCACAACAGUCCCUAUGGUCCAAACGAUAUAGUGACCUGCACUGCUGCCAUAACCCUUGAACACGGAGGGCACACAUUCAGGGUUGAUCGUUACCUUCAGGUCUUUAUUGACGGAGCACCGACAGGAUAUGGUACAUUCAAUGUAGGUGGGGUAAAAGCCAUCAGACAGUUUGGAAAUCCCAACGUCGUGUUCUACAUCGAGGCGCAUGGCAUUUUUGUUCAAUUCAGCAAUCUUGGAUACAAGGUCACGAUCAGAAUAGAGCCUGGAGACCUUGCGGCAUAUGGCAUAGAGGGUCUUUGUGGGACUUGCAACAACAAUCAGUCCGACGAUUGUCUCGAGAUCAACCCAGAGGAGUGCGCCUGUGAGUACCUGAUAGAGAACGGCUUGGCUACCAUUGAAGACUGCAUCGAGACCUCACCACCUCCACCGAAUGAAAACUGCACAGACCUUGUGGAUGUUUGUGAUGAAUACCUCAGCGCAAACCCCACACUGAAUUCGCUCCUGGAGGAGUGCUUCAAGUUCGUGGAUCCGGAGAGCUUCCGUCGGGCCUGUCGGUAUGACGUGGCCCAUUGCAUAUCGGAGUGCGAGUCCAUCGAAGCGUUCGUCACCACCUGUUUUGAAGAGUCCAGACGCCAGGAUGAGCCUAUAUGCAUAGAUUGGCGUAUAGAAUUGCCGCAUUGCUCAUUGAACUGCUCUGAAAGCCUGAUAGAGAAGUCCUGUGCAUGUGAGCGAACCUGCGAGAAUCCUGAAGGUUACUGCGAUGAUGAAGACAUGAUUCAAGAUGGCUGCUUCUGCCCAGACGGAUUUGUGCUGGACAACGACCAGUGUGUUCCUGAAGCGGACUGCUUGCACUGUGUGGACGACCAAGGCAACAUUGUACCGAUCAACUCUACCUGGGUCCCCGGCGGUGACAGUUGCCAGAUCUGUACUUGCCGUGGUCCCAACUACUUCACUUGUGAGCACGUGUACUGUGAACCUGUAGAGCAGCCCGUCUGCGAAGGUUACUGUAAAGUCAUGAGGAAUGUGGCCAACUUCGACCCUUGCUGUCCAGAGUACGAGUGCGUCUGUGAUAUACCCUGCGAACAUCCGGAUGUACCGGUGUGCGGCUAUGGGUAUGUGCCGAUCAACGUGCAGGAUCCAGAUGACUGCGCACCUGACUAUGAUUGCGUGUGCGACGUGUCUACUUGUGACCCGAACAUCCCUGAGUGUAAUCAGUUCGAGGAGUUGACUAUCACUGAAACUGACUGUUGCAACAUCUACAGCUGCGUGUGUGUCGACUGCCCGCCACUGCCAGAUAUAACAUGCGAGGAUGGUUACGAAAUAAUUGAAGUGCCUUUCAACUUUGGAUGUAACUGCACUACUCUUGAAUGUGAGCCACUACCGGACUACUGCAUCUAUAUAGACACGGACUUCGUGGACUACCUGAAUUCGCUGGGAAUCCCUCUACCUGACGACGUUUCGACGGAACAAACAUUCUACUUGCCUGGUGACACCUGGAAUGCAGCCUUUGAAUGCUUGGUAUGCGAGUGUCUGGAGACGGUGGUGGAAGAAAACCAUUCGCACGGUGGUUCUCUACAUGAAAUCGAAUGUCAACCUACUCAGAUUUGCGAUGAAUCAUGUCCAUUGCCGUGUAUGGAGUACCAGCCCAGCACAAUACCAGGGCAAUGCUGCGGUAUGUGCGUUCGUGUCCCUUGCUGUGUAGUAAAUCCCGAUGGCUCGGAAACCUUCCAUCAAGUAAAUGAGACGUACGGGCUGCCCGACGACAAUUGCACCGUCUGUCAGUGCUAUGAAAUGCCGGCACCGCCCUUCGGUAUGCCUAUGGUGAUGGACCGCUGUGAACCACACAUCUGUAUUCCUCAAGAUGAGAUUCCAUAUUUCUGCUACCACGAGCCAUACAGCAUUGAAACCUACUAUGAAGGUGGACCUGAGGGAUUGUGCUGUGAAAGGCAGAGAUGCACAAUACGAGCAUCACCAGCAGAGGAAGUGUGCCAACCGCACAACUUUACCGAUAAACUCCACUACGACGAGGAAGGAUACGACUGUGAGAGUGAAGAAGAAGUCCUGCAUACCUACUGUGAGGGCCAGUGUACCUCCCAAGCCACCGUGCACACCACUGAGCCAUUCUGCCCAGAGGGCUGGCACUCAGAAGACGGUAUCAGCUGCUACAAGAUCAUACACGAGGAACGUGAUUAUCUAGGAGCGAAGGACAAGUGCGACGAGUUAGGCGGACGGCUUGCAAGCUUUUCAAAUGACGAAAAGGAGGCAUAUCUGCGGGAACUCUUGGCAAAUUAUACAGGCACUAUGGAUCUGUGGGUGGGUCUGGUGUUGGACCAUUCAACAUACUACUGGACGUGGACUGACGGAAUGGAAACUGACCUUGACACGGAUUGGUCGACAAACCCGCCCAUGGGAGACUGCGGUGCGACCACGCCUUCUGGAUACUUCGACAAAAAGUUUUGCGACGGGGCCAUGCCAUUUAUCUGCGAACGUGCGCCAAGUACUAUCGUGCGGGACCUGUGUCGCUGCUGUACUGUCAGUCAGUAUGAAGAGCAGCACGUGGCGAUGACCUGUGCGACCGGGCACAGCUUCUACUUCACCCACCGCAUCAUCACCGACUGCAUCUGCGAGGAGCAUUUCUGUGAGGAUGAGGACUAUCACGUCAUAGAAGGUUAAAAGGUAUACCUUUAACGGACUGAUAUAACGAUAUACGGCCAUGGAAUAUAACCCAACGGACUAAUAUAACGAGAUACGGCCAUGGACUGAUAUUAAAACGAGAUACGAACAUGAGAUAACCCUUCGGACUGAUAUGAGAUACGACCAUGGACUGAUAUUACAAAAAUUACGACCAUGGAAUAACCCAACGGACUGAUAUAAUGAGAUACGACCAUGGACUAUAACCCAACGGACUGAUAUAACGAUAUACGGCCAUGGACUGAUAUUAAAACGAGAUACGACCAUGGAAUAACCCAACGGACUGAUAUUUCGGGAUACGACCAACGCGGAACCCCCAACGGACGACCAACGAUUAUCGGAAAACAUGCUGAAUGACAGGACUGUUGGAUUAGAUCUACAAAACUGAAUCUCAAGUGUUUCUAUUAAACUCAUUAUCUUGGCAUUUUCUGUCUUUAGAUAUAUAUACAUUGCUGUUUUUCUUCUUCAGUAAUGCAUAACUCUGACACUCUCUUAUGUUUGGUUCCAAUUAUGGCUAGAACCUCAAUGUCUGGUCGACUCAUAUCACAUUUGUUCCAAAAGAUAUCACUUGAGAUACCGAAUGGCUCGGUCGAAAGACUUCAUGUCGUCAGCAUGUUGCAUUUCAUUGUUUUUUGUAGUUGCCUAGAUUGAGAUGCCUUUAGUCGUAGGAGUGUGACAUGAGAUUGAAGAAAUAAACACAUUGGUCGGAAGGUUGCAGAAGAAUACCACCAUAUGCAUAGAAAAUGAUAACAUCAAGUCUUAUGCAAAGCAACUGAGGAGUGUUUGUACUGAACUUGGAAAAAUCUUGAUGGAUGUAAUUAAGCGAUUGAGCAUGGACACCACUCAAAGAUACGAUAGUUAGCUGCAAACAUUUGCUUUAUUCUCCAUACUUAGAAAAUGUACGUACACCAAAAAAAAAUCUGGAAUAAAACUAUGUGAAA
Messenger RNA from Branchiostoma belcheri (Belcher's lancelet), 4703 nucleotides. RefSeq names its product mucin-5AC-like. The record is from RefSeq and is a predicted model, not a curated record. Gene Ontology annotation, molecular function: protein binding. The transcript has 25 exons. Bases 109 to 3744 code for a protein of 1211 amino acids. NCBI's taxonomy places the organism in Eukaryota, Metazoa, Chordata, Leptocardii, Amphioxiformes, Branchiostomatidae. Gene Ontology annotation, cellular component: extracellular matrix.